UGCGCCUGCAGGGCGGUUGCGCUGCCCGGGUGAGCGGCAUCUCCUUCCGGGGCGGCCCUGCGCCUUCCUGCGGCGGCGUCUGCGGCGGCGGCCGGUUCGGGAGAGGCGGCGCGGCCCGGUCGGAGCCAUGGCUCGAAACGCGGAGAAGGCCAUGACGGCCUUAGCAAGAUUUCGUCAAGCUCAGCUUGAAGAAGGAAAGGUUAAGGAGCGAAGACCUUUCCUUGCAUCAGAGUGUAAUGAAUUGCCUAAAGCUGAGAAAUGGAGGCGACAGAUCAUUGGAGAAAUUUCCAAGAAAGUGGCACAGAUUCAAAAUGCUGGAUUAGGCGAAUUCAGAAUUCGAGACCUGAACGAUGAAAUUAACAAGCUUCUGAGGGAGAAAGGACACUGGGAAGUCAGGAUAAGGGAGCUAGGAGGUCCUGAUUAUGCUAGAAUUGGACCUAGAAUGCUAGAUCAUGAAGGGAAAGAAGUUCCAGGAAACAGGGGUUACAAAUAUUUUGGAGCUGCAAAGGAUUUACCAGGUGUUAGAGAACUCUUCGAAAAGGAGCCCCUCCCACCACCCCGGAAAACUCGUGCUGAGCUUAUGAAAUCCAUCGAUGCAGAGUACUAUGGCUACAGGGAUGAAGAUGAUGGUAUUCUGGAGCCACUGGAACAAGAACAUGAGAAGAAAGUUAUAGCAGAAGCAGUGGAAAAGUGGAAAAUGGAGAGAGAGGCACGACUUGCGAGAGGUGAUGAGGAGGAGGAAGAGGAAGUAAACAUCUAUGCUGUCAAUGAUGAUGAGUCUGAUGAGGAAGGUAGCAAAGAAAAAGAAGGUGAAGAAGGCCAACAGAAAUUUAUUGCACAUGUUCCGGUGCCAUCUCAACAGGAGAUUGAGGAAGCUCUUGUACGGAGAAAGAAGAUGGAGCUUCUUCAGAAGUAUGCUAGUGAAACUCUUAUGGCCCAGAGUGAAGAAGCAAAAAGACUUCUAGGGUUGUAACAUUGCAUCAGUAUGUCCUGAUUUUUAUAUAAUCCAUCCUAAAGCAAUAGGUUCAUGUAUUCUGGUAGCAGGUUCAAAUAUUCUGGUAGCAAUCUCAUGUAGCUUGGAAGGUCCCUGUGGGUGUUACGAAUAAGAUGUGAUCAAGUUAUAGUACAUUGUCUAAAAGGCAAAAGAACAUUUUGGUUUAUCUUCUGAAAUUACUUGCUCUUCAGUGUUGAAAAAGACCAGGCCUAGAUUAAUUUGGUCUCUACGUUUUCAGUAACUGUCUUCAAUACUUUUACUUCGUGAAACAGUCUGUGCAGUGGUGCCUCUUAUGGGUAGAACAGUAGAAGCAGUAGCUUCUUAAAACCUGAGGGAAAUCUGCCUGUUACUGCUAUUCUGAGAGUCUCCUACAUCCUGACUAUAAGUGUGCACACACUUAUCCUUUUGAUUACCUCUAGACCGGGGCACCAAAGCUUAUUCUGUUACACCAGGUCUGCUUACCAGAAUAGCUUAGGCCUUGUUUAGAGAUAGUUUGGCAGAUCUCAUGAAUGACUUUGAUUUGUUUCUUUAUCUAACAGUGCAUUUUUAUGCAGUAUGUCUAAAAGCUGUUGCCCUUUUAUGAUUUGUAACCAUGUCUGGUUGGAUUGCUCAAGUGCUGAAUAUUUCAGCAGCUAUUGUAAAUACUUUCACCUUUGUAAUGCCUUGUUAAAAUAUUUUUAGUAAACCUUUUAUACAAA
Messenger RNA from Dromaius novaehollandiae (emu), 1692 nucleotides. It is a transcript of the gene ISY1, whose product is annotated as ISY1 splicing factor homolog. The transcript is spliced from 11 exons. Gene Ontology annotation, biological process: mRNA 3'-splice site recognition; generation of catalytic spliceosome for second transesterification step. The coding region runs from base 128 to 973 and encodes 281 amino acids. Lineage: Eukaryota; Metazoa; Chordata; Aves; Casuariiformes; Dromaiidae. The record is from RefSeq and is a predicted model, not a curated record. Gene Ontology annotation, cellular component: catalytic step 2 spliceosome; post-mRNA release spliceosomal complex; post-spliceosomal complex.